This is a messenger RNA of Tilletiopsis washingtonensis, 799 nucleotides long. Its product is annotated as S-adenosyl-L-methionine-dependent methyltransferase. The transcript has 6 exons. The record is from RefSeq and is a predicted model, not a curated record. The coding region runs from base 44 to 685 and encodes 213 amino acids. NCBI's taxonomy places the organism in Eukaryota, Fungi, Basidiomycota, Exobasidiomycetes, Entylomatales.
CUUCGCCCUCUUCAACACGCUUCCAAACACAGCCCGCAGCAUGAUGGACGGCUCAAGCACCGAGCCACACAGCAACGAGGCCUUCCAGACCCAGGAGUACUGGGACGCCCGCUAUGCGCGCGAGGCAGACGGCGACUUUGACUGGUUCAAGACGUAUGCCGACAUCCGGGACAUCGUCCACGAGCUCAUCCCACAGCGUAAUGCACGGAUACUGAUGCUCGGCACGGGCAACAGCACGCUCAGCGCAGACAUGUUCGCCGACGGCUACAGCGACAUCACCAACAUCGACUUCAGCGGCGUGCUGAUUGAGCGCAUGCGUGCGCGCCAGCCCGAGACGAAGUGGCUCGAGAUGGACAUCCGGGACCUCAAGACCCGUGCGGACGAGCUAGGCGGCGCGGAGAGCUGGGACGUGGUGCUGGACAAGGCGACGCUCGACGCACUGAUGGCCACCAAGCCGGACGAGAGCGUGUGGGAUCCGCCGGCGAUCGUCAAGGAGAACGUGGCGAAGGAGGUGGACGGCGUAUUGCACGUGCUGAAGCCAAAGGGUGUCUUCCUCUACCUCACCUUUGGCCAGCCGCACUUCCGCCGGCCACUGCUGCAGCGCGAGGCGUGGCAGAUCGAGACGCGCACGCUGGGCGAGCAGGACAUGUUCCCUUACUACUUCUACAUCUGCAGGAAACAAUAGAUGCCUUUGGAGAGAUGUGAGGCUUGCUGCGCGAGAUGGACAAAGCUCUGCGCGCCACACAGUCGCUGGUACCGUCCAGACGGCUCUGUGGGCCAAUCCACUCAGUUGAGCAUC